UGGAAGUGCAUGUCGUGCAUUGGUUAUCCAAUCUUCUGCCCGACCUGCUGUCUCGCCGAGCACCGGCGAACACCAUUCCACCGGGUUGAGCAGUGGAACCUCGGAGGAUACUGGGAGCCCUCAUGGCUCCGUCAAGUUGGAGUUUCAAUAACUCUCGGCCACCGGGGCAGAGAAUGCCCC
Messenger RNA from Fomitopsis serialis, 180 nucleotides. RefSeq lists its product as uncharacterized. The record is from RefSeq and is a predicted model, not a curated record. NCBI's taxonomy places the organism in Eukaryota, Fungi, Basidiomycota, Agaricomycetes, Polyporales, Fomitopsidaceae. The annotation marks the transcript as partial. The transcript has a single exon.